CCGGAAUAAAUAUCGAUAACGAUAUAAGAAAAUUGAUUUCUAUAUUUUUGUGAAUUCGGUAAAUUAUCAAAAUUACAGAUUGGAAACAUUGGUUAAAAUGGCUUCCGCAGGAAAGAAGGGCAAAAAGAAUAAAGGAACAGUUAUAUCAUUGCAAUCAUUUCUAUGCAAUUCUGAUGCACCAGUCGGAACAACCCAAGUCUCAAAAAAAAUACGAAAUUUAGAUGGCGAUGAUAGCGAUGAUGGAAGUGGUACAUUGCCGUUGGUUUAUCAGCUUCCGACCGCUCCGAGGGCAAAUCGGAUAUUUGACGAUAAUUCUAUUCCUCAUAAAGCCCCAUUUAUUGCUUAUAUCAAUAAUUUACCAUUUGACGCAAAUGAAGAUGACCUCUACGAGUUUUUUGAAGGUAUUAAUUUAAUAUCUCUGAGACUACCCAGAGAAGAUGGCGAAAAUGGUCGUUCCAGAGGCUUUGGCUAUGUGGAGUUGGAAAAUCGAGAGGAUUUAAUUCACGUACUUAGUUUACCAGACCCCUCUAUUAAAGGUCGCCGCAUUCGCAUUGAGUUAUCGAAUGAAAACGACCAGCAAAGCCGACAAAAAAAUAAUAGGCGGUUUGAUGGCUUUGGUAAUAAUGGAGAAAAUAGAGAUUCCGGAAAUUGGAGGCGAGAUAGCCAAAACAACGGCAGUAACUUUGGUUAUUCUUCCAAUUUUGAAAGAAGCUUUAAUAGAGAGAGAAAAUCUUUACCAGAUAGAGAUGAUGUGAACACUCCUGGAUCUUGGCGCACGAGCGCAAGACCGCAAUCUAUUGAUACUUCCCCUACACGGAGAGAAGUUGACCAAGUAUCUGAAAAAUAUCGCGAAGGUCGGGUCAAAAUAGCAGACAGAUAUUCUCGAGAAGAGACAUCCAAAGUUGAAGAAAGACCAAAAUUGAAUUUAAAACCAAGAACCUUGCCAUUGCCAGAUGUUAAGACAAUUGAAAUCGAAAAAAAUGACGUUGAUGAAUUUAAUUUGGAUAAACAAGGCGGAACUUCAUCAUUAAACGUGUUUGGGUCUGCAAAACCGGUAGAUACAGCAGCAAGGGAGUUGGAGAUUGAGCAAAGAUUGGCUCUCGCUCGAAAACAGGAUACGGGUCGCCGAGAAGAGGGUUUAAAUGAAAAACUUGCCGAACUCCAGGUGGAUAAAAAUGAUAAUGAAAGUCCAAGUGCAACAGUUAGUUGGCGCACGAAUCAGGACUACAAGGAAAGCGACAAAAUUAAUAAGUACCCAGGUGAAAAACAGCGUGACGAAGAAAUCCAUAAAUUGAAUCAUGCCCGAGGCCAGUUUAACAGGUCGGAAAUUUUGAGAGAAAAAGCUAACGCGAACGGAGAGAGCAAAAAUUUGGAGGAAAGCGAAUUCAAACGAGAUUGUCGCAAUGACCGUUCUGUGUCGAAGAAAACUUCUCAAAAUGAACUUGUUUUGCAGACAUCUAAUAAAUAUUCUGGACUCGACAAUGAAGGAUCGGAAUAAUAUAUUUGUGUUUCUUAAAAAUAAAUAAAAAUAAAGAAAAUAUAUGAUUCUA
Molecule: messenger RNA, 1550 nt
Organism: Drosophila mauritiana
Lineage: Eukaryota; Metazoa; Arthropoda; Insecta; Diptera; Drosophilidae
Gene: eIF4B
Product: eukaryotic translation initiation factor 4B
Exons: 5
Coding region: 98-1498 (466 amino acids)
Molecular function (GO): RNA binding
Source: RefSeq, a predicted model, not a curated record